AUGUCGAGCGCCAAGGUUAAGACUGCUCAGCUCUGGGGAAAGAGCAAGGACGACCUCACCAAGCAGCUCGAUGAGUUGAAGACUGAGCUCGGCCAGCUUCGUGUCCAGAAGAUCUCUCAGGGGGCUUCUUCCAAGCUCAACCGGAUCCAUGACCUCCGCAAGUCCAUUGCUCGCAUCUUGACCGUCAUCAAGGCCAACCAGCGCGCCCAGCUCCGCCUCUUCUACAAGGGCAAGAAGUACCUCCCCCUCGACCUCCGAUCAAAGCAGACUCGUGCCAUCCGCCGACGACUCACCAAGAACGAGGCUUCCCUUAUCACAGAGAAGCAGCGCAAGAAGAGCAUCCACUUUCCCCAGAGGAAGUUUGCUGUUAAGGCUUAA
Messenger RNA from Talaromyces marneffei, 378 nucleotides. RefSeq lists its product as uncharacterized. The transcript has 4 exons. Gene Ontology annotation, molecular function: structural constituent of ribosome; mRNA binding. NCBI's taxonomy places the organism in Eukaryota, Fungi, Ascomycota, Eurotiomycetes, Eurotiales, Trichocomaceae. Gene Ontology annotation, cellular component: ribosome; cytosolic large ribosomal subunit. The record is from RefSeq and is a predicted model, not a curated record. Gene Ontology annotation, biological process: translation; maturation of LSU-rRNA from tricistronic rRNA transcript (SSU-rRNA, 5.8S rRNA, LSU-rRNA). The coding region runs from base 1 to 378 and encodes 125 amino acids.